This is a messenger RNA of Hypomesus transpacificus, 2567 nucleotides long. It is a transcript of the gene pcyt1aa, whose product is annotated as phosphate cytidylyltransferase 1A, choline a. Gene Ontology annotation, molecular function: phosphatidylcholine binding; choline-phosphate cytidylyltransferase activity. The transcript has 9 exons. The coding region runs from base 307 to 1404 and encodes 365 amino acids. Lineage: Eukaryota; Metazoa; Chordata; Actinopteri; Osmeriformes; Osmeridae. Gene Ontology annotation, biological process: CDP-choline pathway. Gene Ontology annotation, cellular component: endoplasmic reticulum. The record is from RefSeq and is a predicted model, not a curated record.
GGGGGGGGGGGGAGAGAAUGGGUGAUGGAGGGUAAAGGGGAGGGGGAGGAAAGAGAAAGGGAGACGGAUGACAGGCUUGUUACAUAGUGUCAGGAGUGUCAGGUAGCUGGUUGCUCUCCUUGCUCCGAUAAACAGAGAAAGGCUAAAUAGCAAUAUUGGAAGUCAGCAGAAUGUAACGUCACUUAUGGGCUCGGUUUUGACUUUUGCACUGCAGUCAGACCGAACUAGCCGGUAUCCCGGGCGGGGGACACCGGGGGACACUCCUAGCGCAUAGUGUGUCUGCCGACUGCUUAUUAGCUCCGCAAGAUGGAGGCCCACACUUCCAGUCGGCAGCUGUCCAGGAAGAGGAGGAGAGAGGGUUCGAACGGGGAGGCCGAGGAGAGAGACAGAGCUGUUAAAGUCCCAAGAUGCACUGUGGGGUUGAAGCUUCCUGCUCCGUUUGCUGAUGAGCUGGAGCCGGCAGACUGUAAGCCGUACCAGAGAGUCAGCAUGGAGGAGGCCAAGAGAGGCACCCCACCUGAUAGGCCGGUGAGGGUGUACGCAGACGGCAUCUUCGAUGUGUUCCACUCCGGCCACGCCCGUGCCCUCAUGCAGGCCAAGGGCCUGUUCCCCAACACACACCUCAUCGUAGGAGUGUGUAGUGACGACCUGACACACCAGUUUAAGGGCUUCACGGUCAUGAAUGAGGACGAACGCUAUGAUGCUGUUAGCCACUGUCGCUACAUCGACGAGGUGGUGAGGAACGCCCCCUGGACGCUCUCCCCAGAGUUCCUGGCCAAGCACCGGAUCGACUUUGUUGCCCAUGACGACAUUCCAUACUCCUCAGCGGGAAGUGACGACGUUUACAAGCACAUCAAAGAGGCGGGCAUGUUCGCUCCCACCCAGAGGACAGAGGGCAUCUCCACCUCUGACAUCAUCACACGGAUCGUACGAGACUACGAUGUGUACGUGAGACGCAACCUGCAGCGUGGGUACACCGCCAAGGAGCUGAACGUCAGCUUCAUCAACGAGAAGAAGUACCACCUGCAGGAGCGCGUGGACAAGGUGAAGAGGAAGGUGAAAGAUGUUGAGGAGAAGAGCAAGGAGUUUGUCCAGAAGGUGGAGGAGAAGAGCAUCGACCUCAUUCAGAAGUGGGAGGAGAAAUCACGGGAGUUCAUCGGCAACUUCCUGCAGAUGUUUGGUCCGGAGGGGGCGCUGAAACACAUGUUGAAGGAGGGUCGAGGCCGUAUGCUCCAGGCCAUCAGCCCCAGGCAGAGCCCAAACAGCAGCCCCACCAGGGAGGAGCGCUCCCCCUCCCCCUCCUUCCGCCUCCCCUUCUUCACCAAGACCUCCCCCCCUCCCUCCCCCCACGUCGCCCGUGGUUACCCCAUCAGCGAGGAUGACGAUGACGAGGACGAAGAUUAAAGAGGGAGGGGCUCCUCUCUCUGUCCUAGCCCUCUGUUGCCGGUAGCAACGCCAUAGAUCCUCCAAUCGCAAGCCAGUUUGUUGGAUUAUGCCUGUAGAGCUCGUCCAAUCAUGGGCCAGUUGUUUGUUAAUAGUGUUCCCCUGAUCGCUUUUUGUUGUUCCGUUGUUACCACAGCAACCAGAGCCAGUCGCUUCACAUGGAUCGCCCUUGAUUUUAGUUUGUUUUUUAGUUACGCUUUAUUUUUUUGUAUGUUUAUUUUAACCACUUGUUAAGUUGGGGGGGGGUUUGGGAUUUCACUUCCUGUGUUACUUUCUCACUUCCUACAUGUUACUUCCUCAUUCACACCUGUAUGUGAUGAUCUCACUCACUUCCUGUUAGGUUCUCUGUCACCCAGAUGUGUGAUGAUGUUGUAGAGACUUGUUGAAGCAGGGGAUUGUGGGAUAUGCUGUCUGAGCUCCAGACCCACCCUGGAGGACCACAGCAGCUGUCCAGGGUGGGUGUGUGUGUGUUCGUCCACACGCAUGUGUUUGUGAGUGUGUGUGCAUGCAUGCCUCUGGAGAGACUGUCUAACAGAAGGAGAGACUAACAGGGGGAGAGACUGUCUAAGAGAAGGAGGAGACUGUCUAAGAGGAAGGUUCUCCUGAACCAGAGUCUGUCUGGGUUCAGGGUGCUACAGCUGGGGAGAGAAAGCGAAUGUGUGUGUAUAUAUCUGUAUGAUUUUAACAAAAUAGUUAAUCUCCGAUCGCCUCCUACUAGCCCCUCCUCCCUAUGCACUGUGGAGAUCUGAUAGGACGACAAAUUCUAGGAAGAAUAUUAAAGAUGGUAUCAGACGUUCACGGGGGCAAAUCACGGUUGCUAAAGGACAUGCUAGGCUGAGGGCAUGGCUUGUCUGUCACCAUGGGGCUGUGUUCCUCAGGCAGGGGAGAUUCUUCUUUUAAAGCCGGUAAUCUUGUAACCAUAACGGAUGGGAUUCCAUCCGUUUUUAAAUCUCACUGGUCUGAUGUUAUGGAACAUCUGAUCAGUUCUUCUGACUUGUGGGAGUUCCAACGGUCUGGAUCCAGAAGGAGGACGUCCUGGAGCCUGAAUGUUCAGGCCAGACGAAUGAUGCAAGAAAAAAGAACAAAAAACACAAAUGCAACAAAAAAUAAAGAUGUUAAUUACA